Messenger RNA from Camelina sativa (false flax), 1655 nucleotides. Its product is annotated as glutamate dehydrogenase 2. NCBI's taxonomy places the organism in Eukaryota, Viridiplantae, Streptophyta, Magnoliopsida, Brassicales, Brassicaceae. Gene Ontology annotation, molecular function: L-glutamate dehydrogenase (NAD+) activity. Gene Ontology annotation, biological process: L-glutamate catabolic process. The record is from RefSeq and is a predicted model, not a curated record. Gene Ontology annotation, cellular component: mitochondrion.
AAAAAAAAAAAUCUCAAUCUUCUCUCAUUCAAAUUACGCUUUCCCCUACAAAUACUCAAUUCCCUUCUCUUCCCAAUUCCUUCACAACAAACCCAAACAAUUCUCUUCCCAAGAUUUUGUUUUUGUGACCCUCCCCAUUUCAAUCAAUUUGGUAGAUUCCUCCGAUCAUCAGAUACAAAAAGUUUCAAUUUUUUUUUGAAACCUUUGGAUCUUUCGGAUCACUUUGGAUUUUUGUUUUUGUUUGUUCUUCCUUUUCAAAGUGAAAAGAUGAAUGCUUUAGCUGCAACGAACAGAAACUUCCGUCAUGCAUCAAGAAUCCUGGGUUUGGAUUCCAAGAUCGAGAAGAGUCUUAUGAUCCCCUUUAGAGAGAUCAAGGUGGAGUGUACGAUACCUAAAGACGAUGGAACUCUCGUUUCUUACAUCGGAUUCAGGGUUCAACAUGACAAUGCUCGUGGUCCCAUGAAAGGUGGAAUCAGAUAUCAUCCUGAGGUUGAUCCCGAUGAAGUGAACGCAUUGGCUCAGCUCAUGACUUGGAAAACUGCUGUUGCUGACAUCCCAUACGGUGGAGCUAAAGGUGGGAUCGGUUGUAGUCCUCGUGACUUGAGUUUGAGUGAGCUUGAGAGACUCACUCGUGUCUUUACCCAGAAGAUCCAUGAUCUCAUCGGUAUUCACACCGAUGUCCCUGCUCCUGACAUGGGCACUAACGCUCAAACCAUGGCUUGGAUUCUUGAUGAGUACUCCAAGUUUCAUGGUCAUUCCCCUGCUGUUGUCACUGGAAAGCCCAUUGAUCUUGGUGGUUCACUAGGUAGGGAAGCUGCCACAGGACGUGGUGUAGUCUUUGCCACCGAAGCUCUUCUUGCUGAGUACGGGAAAUCGAUUCAGGGCUUGACAUUUGUUAUUCAGGGUUUUGGGAAUGUUGGAACAUGGGCGGCGAAGCUGAUCCACGAGAAAGGCGGUAAAGUGGUUGCAGUAAGCGACAUUACUGGUGCAGUUAGGAACCCUGAAGGUAUCGACAUCAACGCUCUGCUGAAACACAAAGACGCUACUGGAAGUCUCGUUGAUUUCACUGGUGGAGACGCUAUGAGUUCAGAAGAACUGCUCAUUCAUGAGUGCGAUGUUCUCAUCCCUUGUGCUCUUGGUGGUGUCCUGAACAAGGAAAAUGCUGGUGAUGUGAAGGCAAAGUUUAUAGUAGAGGCUGCAAACCAUCCAACCGAUCCAGAGGCUGAUGAGAUUCUGUCGAAGAAAGGAGUGAUUAUACUUCCAGAUAUAUACGCAAACGCAGGAGGAGUGACCGUGAGUUACUUUGAGUGGGUGCAGAACAUUCAAGGUUUCAUGUGGGAAGAGGAGAAAGUGAACUUGGAGCUGCAAAAGUACAUGACUCGAGCGUUCCACAACAUCAAGACAAUGUGCCAUACUCAUUCCUGCAACCUCCGUAUGGGAGCUUUCACUCUUGGAGUUAACCGAGUCGCUAGAGCCACCCAAUUACGUGGUUGGGAAGCUUAAUUCAUCUGAAUCCCCCUUAUACUCUGUUUCUUUCUCUGUUUUCUCUGUUUUUUUUUUUUGUUUCAUUGUUACUGAAAUAUCAUUGAGCUUCCGAAAUGGAAAAGGAAACAAAAUGGAUUUGAAAUAAAACUAACAGAUUCGAAUAAGAGAUA